AUGGCAACAGAAGUGAUAGAAACAAACACAAUGGUGGCUGCCGAUACACCAACAGAAACAACUAUAGCAAAUGAAAAUCAAAAUAUAACGAGUACGAGUGGUGGUGAUUCACAAGAAGGCAGAAGAACAAGAAGAGAUGGUGUCCGUCAACAACAAGCAGUUCAGCAUCAGAACGGUUUGAACAGGCAACAUGAUAGACGAAAUGGCAAUGGCUCUGGCAGUGGUAGUCGUGUUCGAGGUCGAGGUCGAAGUCGUCAACAACGACAACGUAUUUAUCGUGGUAUGUUCCAUGAACAAAGUGCGCGCGAUCAUUUUUCGUUCUUUUUUCUUGGAAUGCAUAUGCAACUGAGAGAUCAGAGUUAUUUACCAAGUCAUUACUGGCGUGAUUUGCACUAUCAAACGGGACCUUUUGUACGCAGUCCUACUGCUGCUGAUCGUGCCUCCGCGCAUCACGUCCACGCAAGGGAACCCGAGUUUCUGCGUACUUUAACUCCCCACGUUCAGCAAACAAUUUAUCGUGGAGCUAUCGAUAAGCGCAAGGGACAAAAUCGAAAUGCCUUGUACCCGUUAAGCCCUGCACAGUAUCGGCAACUAGAAGCAGCGGGAUUACGCAAAAAAUAUGCGCCAUGUCAGUUUUUGCUUCAAACAUUCCGUCUAAGAACUGAAUUUCGUGUAGGUGACUAUCGACGUGCAGCUGCAAAUAUACAAUUUCGAUUAUUCGAAAAAAAAACGAAUAUUGAAAAUCGAAAGUGGUCCGCUCCUUUUUUACGAAUGCGGUUUCAACAAAAGGCUGCUGAGUUUAUCAUGUAA
Messenger RNA from Didymodactylos carnosus, 810 nucleotides. The record is from the annotation of a GenBank genome assembly. NCBI's taxonomy places the organism in Eukaryota, Metazoa, Rotifera, Eurotatoria, Philodinida, Philodinidae.